UUUCUCUCGGGGAGGAAGAAGGAGAGGGGGCGGCGUGUCUGAUGUUGUGUAUCUGCAUUCUGGCUGCGACUGUGCUUUCCAUUCGCACUUAAUCUGUCAAGAUUUCUCCCCUCCUCGCACAUGAGAUCGGUGCAGAAGUACACUGGCACCAUUGGAUAGAGAGAGAGCAAGAGAAAAGGGAGAGACAGAAGGAGAGAGAGAGAGCGGCGGUGUGUGCCUCAGACUGCGCAGUGAUGCCUUGGCAGCUUCGGGAAGCAGGCGCACGUUCCUUUCACUAAUCGCCUCUUCUUCCUUCUUCCAAGCUUCGGACGAGGAGAUGCAGACCAUUAGGAUCUCCAGCGGUUUGUCAGGGCUGCAUGGGAAACGUAACCUCAGACUCAAGCAGGAAUAAGUGGAAUCCCUGUUAGGAAGCAGAGAAUUUAUACACAGACCUUCAUGAGAGGUGGUCUACUGCGAAAAACCAUGAAAAAGAUAUACAUUGGGAAAACAGCCCUUAAAACCUCUCGAACUGGUUGUAAACAUCAGAAAAAGAGCUCUCUGCAGGAACAGAAGGAAGACCUGCGCAAACGUCUCUCCUACACCACUCAUAAGCUGGAGCUUUUAGAGCGUGAGUUUGACUCCACGAGGCAGUACCUGGAGACCGAGCUGCGCCGAGCCCAGGAGGAGCUUGACAAGUUCACCGACAAAUUACGCCGAAUACAAAGCAGUUACUCAGCACUGCAGAGGAUCAACCAGGACUUAGAGGAUAAAAUCCACCGAAAUUCACAGCACCACGAUGAUGAGAAACGGGCUCUUAGCAGAGAAAUCAUCGUCCUUAACAAUCAUCUCAUGGAAGCUAAGAUGACCAUUGAGAAACUGAGCGAGGACAAUGAAUUGUACAGAAAGGACUGUAACCUGGCUGCACAGCUCUUGCAGUGUAAUAAGUCACAUUACAGAGCCCAGUUAUCUGAGUUACCUGCAGAGUUUCAGGAGCGUGUAAGCUUGCACAUGGAGGGUUCUUCCCUCUGCCACUCCCCAUAUGCCGACACAGUGCCUGCCUCUGUCAUUGCUAAGGUCCUGGAGAAACCGGACGAGGUCUGCAGCAGUCAAGCCUCUCACUCACCCAGCCCACAACCCCAGGAACGCCAGGGCUUCCUUGUGGGCACAAGCCUUGUGGGUAGCACUGAGCGCCUUGGCCUCCGAGCUACUUACAAAUCAGACCAGUACAGCAGUGACACAGCACUUUAUUGCCCUGAUGAACGGAGACGAGAGCGCAGACCCAGCAUGGACCUCCAUGGACAGCGGACAGUGUAUGAACCUCAGAACUCCAUUGAUAGCAACCCAGAAGAAGGAUCCAUGUCCCUGCAGCCCGGCUUCUCCCAGGACCACUUACGAAAGUUUACAACCUCUCUGGGAGGAGGCUCUAGCUCUUACUCCAGCUUUAGUGGAGGAGGGUCAGAGGACAAGGGUCAGGAUCCCCCAAGCAGUGCUGCCUCUUCUCCACGCCACCACGCCCUUUACAUGGACUGGAGGGAUGGGGGUGAAUACGAGCACAAGAGUGACUCUUCCUGGGAGAGGGAGAGUCCAAGCGCCUUUUCCAAGGGCCACACUUUUCAACCGCCUGAGUCCAGCCACCAUCAGAAUGGUAGCUCACCCAUCUACAGUAGAACAAUGUCCUCCUGUUACAGUGAACCUUAUGAGCCCCUGCCACCUUCCACCUCACCCAGCAUCACCUAUGGUGACAGUCGGCGUGGAAGUGCUUUUGCUCCUGAGGAAGAAGAGCUGAUUGGUCGGUGGCGGCAACUGAGUGUGGAAGAUCUGAGUGCCCACUCAUACCGCAGUCCUGGGCGGGCCUCACCCUACAGCUUCUCUGAGCAGCACUUCUCUGUCCGGCCUGCAAAAAUUCGCCUUGGUCCUCUUUACAGUAGCUUCCAGGAGGGUACUGAUGUAUACCACCAUCAUGGUGGGGUACUAGAUCCCUUCUCUAGCCCCAGCCCUGAGUGCAGCCCAGGCCUACAGCAGCAGCAAAGCCAACCUCACCUGUACCGCUCCAAGGAGGAUAGCCAAGAGUCCGAGCACAGCCUCUACAGCCCCAAGGAUGGUGGGGUGGCAGCCGGGGGCCAGGCAACGGAGUACGUUGACAUAAGUCCCAACAGUUCAAAUGAGUCACUGGACCAUGGAUCUCUGGAGAUGGCUGCCGAUCUGCAGCAUUACCAACCCGAGAGGCACAGCGUGUCCCCUCAGGGAACAACCCCACCACCUCCUCCACAACAGCCGUACCAAAAAUUUGGCACACUAGGGCUGUCACGUAAGGACAGUCUCACCAAGGCACAGCUCUAUGGUACUCUACUAAACUAAGAGCAGAGUUUCCUGGUUACUCUCUUUUACAGCUCUGUGGUACUCUGCUAAUCUAAGAGCAGAGUUUCCUUAUUACUCUCUUUUACAGCUCUGUGGUACUCUACUAAACUAAGAGCAGAAUUUCCUGGUUACUCUCUUUUACAGCUCUACGUUACUUUACUAAACUAAAAGCAGGGUUUCUGGGUUACUCUCUUUUGUCAGUAGGUUUUGAAUGUUAAGCUACAGUUUGAGCCAAACACAUGAUGGGAUUUUCUGUUGAAUAUUUUCAGUGCAUCAGCUCUCUUAUCAUUUUUCUCUCUAUUUCUGUAUCUCUUACAGUGUUUUCUAAACAUCGAACAUAAAUUGCUCGUUUCUAGUUAAUAUGAAGCUCUAACAUUCAGCACUAUUUGUAUAGCCUAUUUUGACCGUUUAUUAAUGGUUCUGUGUGGUUUGUGAGAAAGUAUUUUAAGUGCAUUAGGUGCAUUAUGAAUUUUUGGAAACUUGUCUGAAGAGAGAGACAUUUACUUUGUUUUACCAAAAGCCUUCUGGGCUCAUAAGGGUUUGUGAAUGGACAGCACAAGCUAUGUAAAAAAAUGCUAAUUUUGACAAGAAAUUUGAUCUUUUAUUAUAUAAUUUAUGAAUAGCUGUAUUUAUUGUUAAGUAUGCUAUAUCUAUAAUUGUUUAAUAAAUGUAACACUAUGGAGAGAUUCAAAAAUCUAUAUAAUUGUAAAUUAUUUAUAUUGCUAUAAAUAAGGCAAUCAGCACAAUUACACAAGCUGCAAACAAUUAAACAUGCCUCAAAUGAAGUUAAGUCAUGAUGACAAUUUGAGAUUUCACAACGACCCAUUGACAGAUCGUUCCACAGGUUUGUGGGCGAGACCUUGUGAAAAUAUUUUUGAGAAUACACUCUGCAUGGAUUCAUAUUACCCUAAGUCAGCCCUUCAAGAUCAAGUCUCAACUAAAGUGAAACUUCUAAUCUAUUUCUAUUUCAAAUAGAUGUGAUACUACUCAAAUCUAUUACACCAUCAAACAAGUACAUCUUGAAAGCACUGGGCAUUUUCUUAAACUCCUGAUGUGUUUUGUUGGGCGAAGGAAUUUCUGAGGUGAUUGUUCUUUUCGACGUUUUCUCUCUUUUGUUCCUCAGUGCUGUAAGCCCCUCCCUCAGGCCCUCUCUACCUCACGAUUCAAUCCCUCUCUUCUUUCUUAAUCAGCUGGGAUCCUGUGUCAGUUGACACAAUGAUGCAUGACUCUGUUUCUUCUGUUUUGCUUUCUAUAUCUAAUAAAGCACAAUAGUUGCACCAUGUCUGUCUCUUUAACUCCCUUUUUGUUUCCUUCACUGUUGGAGAGCUAGACUUGCUGCCGAGGUGUAUUGGGAAGAAUUUAUAAUCUGGUGUUCUGUUUCCUGCAUGAAAUGUUUCCUUGUUGUAUGUGAAUGGCAGCAUACAAAGGAAGG
Sinocyclocheilus anshuiensis is the source of this 3769-nucleotide messenger RNA. RefSeq names its product brain-enriched guanylate kinase-associated protein-like. The transcript is spliced from 7 exons. Gene Ontology annotation, cellular component: synapse. Lineage: Eukaryota; Metazoa; Chordata; Actinopteri; Cypriniformes; Cyprinidae. The record is from RefSeq and is a predicted model, not a curated record. Bases 436 to 2337 code for a protein of 633 amino acids.